AUGGAUUCAUUAGGUUCAUGUUCUGAUCCAAAUCCGUUUGGCGUUUUCGACAUGCCCGAGAUUCCAUCCUUAAAGGGACAUUCUGAUGAAGAGGUUAUUUUGGCGUCGAAUCGGCCCAAGAAACGUGCUGGGAGGAAGAAGUUCAAGGAAACGCGCCACCCGAUUUAUCGAGGCAUUAGGCAGAGGAAUUCAGACAAAUGGGUAUGCGAGUUACGCGAACCGAGCAAUCAGAAAAGGAUAUGGCUAGGAACUUAUCCUACUGCAGAAAUGGCCGCACGUGCUCACGAUGUUGCUGCAUUAGCAUUCAGAGGUCAGUUGGCAUGCCUGAAUUUCGCCGAUUCUGUCUGGUGCUUGCCCGUGCCGGUGUCUAAAGAUGUUAAGGAUAUUCAGAAGGCUGCAUUAGAGGCGGCAGAACUUUUUAGGCCGUCGGAGGAGGGUGGCAGGACAAAAUUGCAAGAAAAUGUGAUGGAUUCUGAGGGGGUUUCAAGUGGCAAUUUGACAACAUUGGACACAACAAAAACAUUAUCCGAUUGUGAUAAUUUUUACAUGAAUGAGGAUUCAGAGGCAAAUAAGGAAGGAAUUUUGCUGUCACCACCACCUUGUUUCGACCACAGUUUCAGCUGGGAUGAUUUGGAAAGUGAUGGUGCUGAGAUGGUGCUUUGGAGCUAUUCUAUUUGA
Fraxinus pennsylvanica is the source of this 678-nucleotide messenger RNA. Lineage: Eukaryota; Viridiplantae; Streptophyta; Magnoliopsida; Lamiales; Oleaceae. The record is from the annotation of a GenBank genome assembly.